This is a messenger RNA of Cajanus cajan (pigeon pea), 1500 nucleotides long. RefSeq names its product protein phosphatase 2C 51. The record is from RefSeq and is a predicted model, not a curated record. Gene Ontology annotation, biological process: protein dephosphorylation. Gene Ontology annotation, molecular function: cation binding; protein serine/threonine phosphatase activity. NCBI's taxonomy places the organism in Eukaryota, Viridiplantae, Streptophyta, Magnoliopsida, Fabales, Fabaceae.
ACCCUCCCUUUCAAAUCCACGGUCCACAUACCACGCCUCUCAGAUCUCGCAAUCAAACACUUUAAAUUCCAUCCUUCCUCGCUACACGCCGUUUCUCUUUAUUGCCGUUUAUUUUUUAUUUCUUUUUUUCUUAUUCAGUUUCGUGUUUAGUUCUGUUGUGCUGUGUUGUGUUCAGUUCGUUGCAUGCAAAAACGACGAUGAAGACGCCAAAACGCCACUCGCCGCCGCCCAACGCGGUCCGACGAGUGGAACCCGAUUCCGUCGAGAUUAUCGCGGGGUUCAAGAAUUCUCGUCGGAGAAGGCUAAAAAUCCGGCGAAUGAAGUACACUUGUCAGACAAAGAUCCGCGUCGGGAAAGACGCCGACGGCGUUCCUCCGAUGGCGGCGGAGGACUCGGAGGGAGAGAGGAGAGAGAUUCACGAGCAUGUUGAGAUAUCGCUGUCGCUGGCGUCGUCGUCAUCGGAGGAGGAGGAGCGGUCGUCGUCGAAGCAAAAGGACGGCGCUCUGUCGCACGGGUCGGUGUCGUUGAUAGGGAGCAGGAAGGAGAUGGAGGACGCGGUGAGCGUGGAGAUAGGGUUUGUGGCGAAGGAGAGAGGGAAGUGCGACUUCUUCGCGGUGUACGACGGCCACGGCGGAGCUCAGGUGGCGGAGGCGUGCCGGGAGCGGUUGCACCGGCUGGUGGCGGAGGAGGUGGAGAGGAGUGGGAGUCAUAUGGAAUUGGACUGGGACGGAGUUAUGCAAGGGUGUUUUCGUAAAAUGGACACCGAGGUCGCAGGAAAUGCGGCGGUUAGGACGGUGGGUUCCACGGCGCUUGUCGCCGUCGUCGCAGAGGCGCAGAUUGUCGUCGCUAAUUGCGGUGAUUGCAGGGCCGUGAUGGGAAGAGGAGGCGAGGCCGUGGACUUGUCUACUGAUCAUAAGCCCGACAGACCCGAUGAGUUGAUGCGAAUCGAAGAGGCUGGUGGAAGGGUCAUUAACUGGAAUGGCCAGCGCGUGCUUGGUGUUCUUGCCACCUCGCGAUCCAUAGGCGAUCAGUACCUUAGACCUUAUGUAAUAUCAAAACCAGAAGUGACAAUGACCAAACGUAGCAGCAAGGAUGAGUUUCUCAUACUAGCAAGUGAUGGGUUGUGGGAUGUGAUGUCCAGUGAAGUUGCGUGCCAAGUUGUGAGGAAAUGCCUCAACGGGCAGAUUAGGAGAGUGUGCAAUGGAGUUGAGAAUCAUCAGAGUCGUUCUGCCGAGGCUGCAGGCCUCUUGGCUGAGAUAGCAUUGGCAAAGGGAAGCAGAGAUAACAUCAGUGUCAUUGUUGUUGAGUUAAGAGGAACAGUAACAUCUGAUUGAGGCCUCAUUUACAGCCUCAACAUGUUUUUUUUUUUCUUCCUUUUUCAUUUCCUGCCUUGCUGCUUUUGGACUAAUAUCAACACAGGUUAUGCGUCCUCAAUGCUACGAGAGAUUAUUAUCUACUAAAACAAUAAUGAGUAGAUGCUUCCCCACAUUACUGUUUUAA